CCCGCUAGUAGCUCGCGGAGAGUCUGACACAGCUAGCUACAGUAAUAGAUAGCAUGCGGGAGUCGAUACAUGCCAUUCGUUGUGACUUCCUGAGCCCCCAAGGUUAUUCCUAUCAAAAAAACUCACAGGUGAUGGUUCUUCCUCAUAACUAUCCUCGCAAGAUGACAAGCCACUCUCCAUGACUCUCCGCAAUAUGACUAAUGCUUAUCUUCGUAUAUUGUAAAUGAUUAUAAUAACCAUAAAGUCAGCCUUUAGUGAAAAGGACUCUGACC
Molecule: messenger RNA, 272 nt
Organism: Geodia barretti
Lineage: Eukaryota; Metazoa; Porifera; Demospongiae; Tetractinellida; Geodiidae
Source: the annotation of a GenBank genome assembly